CUGCAGAGAGAAGAGAAGCACGGCGGCGGGAGGAGAAGCUUCUAGAGGCAGCCAGAGAGGGGGACGUGUGCACUUUAUCCAAGCUGCUCAGUGGAGAGGAAGCUCCAAAUAUUCAGUGCAGGGAUGCGUUGGGGAACACACCCUUACACUGUGCAGCCUACAGAGGGCAGAAGCAGUGCAUUAUAAAGCUGCUGAAGUCUGGAGCCAGCCCCAGUCUGAAAAACAACAAUGACAGCACUUGACUUGGCUCGUACUGAUGAACUAAGACAGAUUCUAGCUGCCUAUCUAUCAAAGGAUGUGAGCAAUGGAGUCCAGAAGAUUGAAGGCCCUCUUUGGAAGAGUUCACGCUUUCUUGGAUGGCGAUCCCACUGGGUGGUAAUUGAAGAUGGAAGUAUAUCCUGGUACCCCCGACAGGGUGAUGCCAUGGCAGGUGUCAGGAAACAGGGGUGCAAGUCUCUGUCCCAAGCUUAUUGCAUGGUCAAACCUUGGGAUCAUUGCUUCUUCAUGCUCAGGUGCUUUGAUGAAACUGUCCUUUAUUUUAAGGUCCCUUCAAAGACAAAUUCAAUUGCAACAAGAAAAAAAUGGAUGGAUGCCGUCGAGGCACAUUCAUCCUACAGCAUUCGCCACUGCAUCCAGGAGCAGAUUAGUGAUGACGGUAAUAGUAACAUGGCACUGGGGAACCUGUCACAAGCUCUUCAGACAGCCAAUAUGUGCCAGGAGAAAUUGGAGAGUGAGGUGUCAAUAUUUUUAUCUUUGGUGAAGAAUGAAGAGAAUAGUGCACUGGCUGCCCCUAUUCUACUUAAAGCCAAAGAGACCAGUGAGCUCUCCAAAGAAACAUGCUCCGCCCUCCGUCUAUGCUUCGAACUGCUGUCAAAACAAGAGGAGGUAUGGUAAUAACAUCAUCACGUUACUCAAUAUCUUAAUCAUGUAUACAUCAGCGUAAACAAAAUCAAAAUACAGCCUACAAGUACCCUUACGUUAAUGC
This is a messenger RNA of Sphaeramia orbicularis (orbiculate cardinalfish), 985 nucleotides long. Its product is annotated as oxysterol-binding protein-related protein 1-like. Lineage: Eukaryota; Metazoa; Chordata; Actinopteri; Kurtiformes; Apogonidae. The record is from RefSeq and is a predicted model, not a curated record. The coding region runs from base 229 to 894 and encodes 221 amino acids. The transcript is spliced from 10 exons.